Molecule: messenger RNA, 737 nt
Organism: Achroia grisella
Lineage: Eukaryota; Metazoa; Arthropoda; Insecta; Lepidoptera; Pyralidae
Gene: Rbmx2
Product: RNA-binding motif protein, X-linked 2-like
Exons: 5
Coding region: 147-698 (183 amino acids)
Biological process (GO): mRNA splicing, via spliceosome
Cellular component (GO): catalytic step 2 spliceosome; U2 snRNP; precatalytic spliceosome
Molecular function (GO): RNA binding
Source: RefSeq, a predicted model, not a curated record
CAAUAACAUUAUACAUUGAAUCCUACCGCUUUCAAAUUUUUAUUAAUUAAUGAAUAAUUUAUCUAUUUAUGAUUUAUUGAGUUCCGACCGAAUUUACUGAAUAAAUUUUACAUUAUAAUCCGGUAUUCGUGUAAUUUUAAAUUAAAAUGAAUCCUAUGACCAACGUGAAAAAUGUUUUAAAGUUAAGUGAACGUGAAUUAGCUGCAAAUUCUAAGAGUUCCUGGCAUGAUCAAUAUAAAGAUAGUGCUUGGAUAUUUGUCGGAGGUUUGCCAUAUGAUCUUACAGAAGGAGAUAUUAUUUGUGUAUUUUCACAAUAUGGAGAAAUAGUAAACAUAAAUUUAGUUCGAGACAAAGCUACUGGUAAAUCAAGAGGAUUUUCUUUUAUAUGCUAUGAAGAUCAACGUUCCACCAUUUUAGCUGUUGAUAAUUUAAAUGGAAUUAAGAUUCUGGGGCGUACAAUUCGUGUUGACCACUGUGAACAAUACAGGGCUCCUAAUGCUGAUAUGAGUAAAAUUGACGAAUUGACUGCUGCUAUCAGAACAGAAGGUUGUGCCCCAAACAUUCCUGCUGUAAAACCAGAAGUACUACCACUACCAAUAAUUAAAAAAGAGAAAGAAAGCAAGGAAAGGAGAAAAAAAGACAAGAAAAGUAAAAAGAAGAAGAAAAAGAAAGGCAGAAGUUCUGAUUCUUCUGAUUAGGAAUGUAAUAACUAUGGUACAUAUUAAAAAUAUUACAUA